Molecule: messenger RNA, 272 nt
Organism: Striga hermonthica
Lineage: Eukaryota; Viridiplantae; Streptophyta; Magnoliopsida; Lamiales; Orobanchaceae
Source: the annotation of a GenBank genome assembly
AGAGAAAAAAAAAAAAUCGCACAUAACAGUAAAUCGAAAGGCAAAGAGAACUUACUCAUACUCAUGGUGGUUGAUGUUAGAACGCCUGAAUGAGAAAAGAGCGCCGAAAAGCUUGAGAAUGCUGUGUUUGCCGGAGAAGGAGAGUUCAGAAAGAUUGAGUGCGAAAAGUGAAGAAGAGAAAAGGGGGAGAAUACUUAUAGGAGAAGUGGAAGAAACCCUAGCCCUCAGAUUAAACGCAGAUUCAAUGGAUGAGAUGGCGCACGGAAUACGAA